AACGCCAUUAUUGUCAGCUAACUUUGAAUCUAUAUUCAAAUAAUUAACAAUUAACGUUGAGAUGGAUAAUGAUGAAUUUAUUUGGAAUUUUGGGGAAUUUGUUAAUCGACACGCGGCUGAGAUAUGGUUUGUACGCAGCGUCGAGCGAAAUCGACGCAAUGAACGUCGACAGCGUCGAUUUCAAUAGCGAGCUCCGCCAAAUUGAGAGGGAGAUCGAUCGUUGUAAGCCAACGUUGCAAGGCUACCGCGACGAAUCCGAAAACAUAGAAACGGAAAUCUGCAACGUGAGGCAACUGCAGCGGAAAGCGCGGUUCGUGUUGAACAACGUGCGAUCGGAGGAGCAGGAUCUUCACGAGCGUUUCAAGAAUAUAAGUAUAGACUACGAUACGUGCGUCGAGAGGUCGGGCGGUUACGAAGAUCCGAACGAGACGAUCCGCGCGAAGAUAAGCGAACUGACGACGCUGAGGACGAAUCUGUCGGAGGACCUGGCGCAAAUGAGAAGAAGAGCGGAUAGUAACGCGAAGAAACUCGUCCGCGUGAAGGCCAUGAUCGCGGAGCAAGAAGACGAGUAUGCGACGCAAAUUCGAAAAUUGAAGGAGAUAUCCGAGAGCGCUUGUUCCUUUUCACCAGAUAUAAAAAAACGAAUGGACAAUAUUUUGAGAUGUCGGGAAUUAGAUGAAAGCGAUGGCCAUUAAUAAAAUACGAUGCAAUACAGUUUUUCGUAUAAAUAUAAAAUAUUUCCAUAUUAUGUACAAAAAUAUU
Molecule: messenger RNA, 762 nt
Organism: Wasmannia auropunctata (little fire ant)
Lineage: Eukaryota; Metazoa; Arthropoda; Insecta; Hymenoptera; Formicidae
Exons: 3
Coding region: 69-695 (208 amino acids)
Source: RefSeq, a predicted model, not a curated record